Sclerotinia borealis F-4128 is the source of this 360-nucleotide messenger RNA. The record is from the annotation of a GenBank genome assembly. Lineage: Eukaryota; Fungi; Ascomycota; Leotiomycetes; Helotiales; Sclerotiniaceae.
AUGGUUUUUCUCCAAGGGGUCCCGUUUGUCGAGAGACGUUUGGUGAAGUCAGCUCUGGAGUCAUUCUAUGGCCUAGGGGGCCAAUCUUCCAGUCGCAUUAUGGCCAAAUAUUACAUUCAACCCAUGGCGACUAUUGGUUCUUUGACAACGAAAACAGUCUUAUCUCUGUCGGCUGAGCUUUCUACUAUGCCUCUAGAUGAGCAAUUAAAACGAAGACUUCAGGAUAAUCUCUUAAGAUUGAGGACGAUGGGUACUUAUCGGGGAAGGAGGCAUGCUAUGGGUCUGCCAGUAAGAGGUCAGAACACAAGAAGUCAGAUAUCAUCGGCUAGAGCUCUCAACAAAGUGAACAGGAGAGGUUGA